AUGGCCGACGCCAAUGCAAUACCAACGCCCGAGGACAAGUCCCGUUAUGAUGCCCUGAGGAGGGAGCUGACCCAGGCAAUUCCCAGGAAAAGGCUGAUCGACAAGCAAUUGGCCCAAAUAGAAUUGCAAAUAUACAACCUCGAGGCCUCAUAUUUGACGGAGACUGCUGCCCAUAGCGGUGGCAACAUCAUUCAAGGGUUUGAAGGAUAUCUCAAAAACCAGACGGCAACCAGGAAGAAAUAUGAAGUCGGUGACCAGGACCGUGUCUUCUCAAACAGCAGCACUACCUACCAGAAGUCCUUGGACUUGACCGGAGAAGGGGACGAAUCUACCGCCCCUGAUGACUUCAAACAGCCCAUGAAUGGACCGACGACUGUUGUGCUUCCUCCGGCUCCCAAGACCCAUGAACAGUCUCUGCAGGCCAAACGAGCCAGGGACAAGGAGUAUCAGCGCAGGAAGCGCGCUAGUGCAAGCCUUCGAAGUACUGCCGGCGAAAGUGAAGAAGAAGUCAGUGCCUCUUCAAGAAGAGCCAACAAGCGAGCGCGGGUAGCCGAUGACGACUGA
Coprinopsis cinerea okayama7#130 is the source of this 564-nucleotide messenger RNA. RefSeq lists its product as hypothetical. The record is from RefSeq and is a predicted model, not a curated record. Gene Ontology annotation, cellular component: NuA4 histone acetyltransferase complex. NCBI's taxonomy places the organism in Eukaryota, Fungi, Basidiomycota, Agaricomycetes, Agaricales, Psathyrellaceae. The transcript has 3 exons. Bases 1 to 564 code for a protein of 187 amino acids.